Molecule: messenger RNA, 2562 nt
Organism: Macrosteles quadrilineatus (aster leafhopper)
Lineage: Eukaryota; Metazoa; Arthropoda; Insecta; Hemiptera; Cicadellidae
Product: protein yellow-like
Exons: 10
Coding region: 9-1265 (418 amino acids)
Cellular component (GO): extracellular region
Source: RefSeq, a predicted model, not a curated record
UACAAAAUAUGUUGAUCCUACUUCUUAUUUUGUGUCCUGCCACUCUGGCUGGGCACAUGGAGACAAUGUAUUCCUGGAAGGCGGUUGACUUUGUUUUUCCCUCGGAGGAAAUCAGGACCGAAAGUCUCGCCAACGGAGAUUUCAUUCCUGAAAACAAUCUGAUUAUCGACGUUGACACAUGGGCAGAACAUGGAAGGGACCGGAAGAUGUUUGUCACAAUGCCCAAAUUCAAGGUAGGGGCUCCAGUAACCCUUGCAAUGGUGACUGACCAACAACGAGAUAAUGUGACUCUCCUACAACCCUACCCGGACUGGUCGUGGCACCAGGGUGACUGUGAUGGGAUAAACUCUGUGUUCCGGACUCACGUGGACAGGUGCGGAAGGCUGUGGGUUUUAGACUCUAGUGUUAUCAACGUUUUCACCACCUUUGAGAGAAAAUGUCCCCCGCAAAUAUUGAUCUUUGAUCUCCGUACAGAUACUCUUAUCAAGCGUUACAGGAUCCCAGAUUCUGACCUGGACCAUAGAAAUCUUCUGCUCAACAUCGCUGUAGAUACAAGAACUCCAGACUGUAGUGAUGCUUUUGCUUACAUCUCUGAUGCCGUGUCCUACAAGCUGAUUGUGUAUGACUCCGCUAAAGACAAGUCCUGGAGAGCCUCUGGGGACUGUUUUGGUCCUUACGAAGAAGCCUUAAAAUUCCACACUGCUGAUAAACACUACAAGCUCAACUUUGGAAUGUUCGGCCUAGCUUUGGGUCCUCUCCGCAACAACGGUGACCGCACCCUUUACUUCCACAGUCUCACCAGCGUAAAAGAGUCUUGGGUAACGACCUCUGUCCUCCGCAACAGUCAGCUGUUUCUCGAGGACCCUGGCGGAGCUGCGGACAGCUUCCACGAGUUCAACGCCACCAGAAGUUCACAAUCUGCUGCCGAGGACAUGUCCGAUUGUGGCAUCAUGCUCUACUCCUUGGUGGGUGAUAACUCCAUUGGUUGUUGGAACUCUCGUCUGCCUUUUGAGGAAGAAAACAUGGACAUUGUAGCAAAGGACGAUGAAAGGCUUCAGUUUCAAAGUGGAUUGAAAAUCUAUGGGGAUGAUGUGUGGACGUUGAGCUGUCGAUUUCAAAACUUCUACUUGAAUCAGGUCCCCAACGAGGAGGUUAACUACAGAAUUAAUAAAGGAAGAUUAUCUGAACUUGUGAAGAAUACCAGAUGUGACCCGGCUGUUGUGGCAAAUUCUCAUGCAUCUGCAAUUGAGUUUCACUACCUUUGAUGUUCAAUAUGUUGACUAAUUUAAAACUAUCAGGGAGGUAGCAUUUUCAUCGUAGGGAUUACAGAUUCAUGUUGUAAUUCUCUUGUUUAUACAAACGAGAUAAACACUAGUAUAUAUUUUCCCCAAUGGCAUGAGACAUGUAGAAUUCAUAGUUUCUAAAAUCUUCGAAAACAAUAGCACGAGAAAUUAAAUAUUUCAACCAUCCUUAAGAUUGGCAUUUUUACAGAGACAGAUUCCAAGUCCAGAGAUUUCCUAGUCAGUCAUAGGUAGGUAUGUUUGGCUUUUGAGAGCGGCGAUCAGCACAGUACAUUAGGCUACUAUAAUUUCCGAACUAAAAUUACACUCCUAUACAAAAGAUUAACCCUGAUCUUAAACUGAUAUGAUAAAGCAUCAUAAGUCCAAUGAAGAGUCCCGUAAUAUACCAAAGCGAUUCCCCACCACAUGUAAAUAUAAACCCAUGCCAGAAAAAAACGAGAGUUCCUGCGGAUAAAAAAUACAAUACGCAUGUAAUUGAUGAAAUGUAGCAAAACGCUAAUGGACUAUCACUAAUUUCACAAACCAAAACAGUCAUCAAUUAAGUCAUCAAUACUAUUAAGUUUUAUCAAUCAAUUUAAAAAUUCAAUACAACAUUAUUGGUCAGGAUUUUCCAGAGACAUUAUUGGACCUGGAGCAUACUCCGUUCCCAGCAUUUAGGUUGUUUAAGGGGAGUUCCCACACCACUUCUUUUUGCCUUAAGUAUAUUGCAGAUGAUUGACGUUUUAACAAAUCUCACUUGUUGAGCUAUGUUUUAAUUGUAGGAUCACGAAUACUUGAACAGAACCUCAUAAACAUACACAAAUUACGUUGCUGGCCCGAAUCCAAUAGGCCUACUAAUAGCAUUAACAUAAAAUGGUUUAGACAUUUCCGUUUAAGCAAUGUAAUUUAAUAAUUUUUUUUGCCAGAAACAUAAUUUUUUUAAGUUUAUGAUCCAUCUUCUGUUCAAGUAUUCGUGGGUAGAAUCAAGACGUGAAGGGGAUAGAUUUCUUCCCCCAAAAUUUCCAAAAUUUUGUGAAUUGAUUGAAGUCAGCUGAAUAUCUUGAUUAAACUUUCCUGAAUGAAAUAAUGUUUUCAAAAUUUUUUUACACUACCAGUUACUGAUACUGUUUGUAAUUUAAAAAAUGAAUCCUUUAAUUUGAUAGUCUAAUCCUGUAAUGCAAUGCUAAACUAUUACGGGCUGUGUUUAUAUUGUUAACUAAUUGUUAAAUAUGUAUGAGUUUAUUUAUUUAUUGUAAAUUUAAACAUGCAUGUUAAUAGAAAA